Messenger RNA from Adineta steineri, 825 nucleotides. Lineage: Eukaryota; Metazoa; Rotifera; Eurotatoria; Adinetida; Adinetidae. The record is from the annotation of a GenBank genome assembly.
AUGUCUGAUUCAAUAGCACAUCGUGCAACUAAACUACCUCAAAUUCCGCCAUCUUCAAAUAAUGUUAUUAAUACUAAUAAACUUCAAAAUACUAAACAUGAUUCAAAUACUUAUGAACAAUGGCGUGCAAAUAUUCAUCAAGAAUUAGAAGAAGAUCUUCAACGACAAGUACAAGAACUACUUAACGACACAGAACAACAAGAACAAUUGAGUAGAUUACGUCGACAACAGUUUCGAGCUGGUCAACGUCUUCCUUUUCAACAAAGUGAAAUUGAUAUACCUCAAGGUGUUCCAUGGGGUGAAAUCGAUCGACGUAAUCGAUCUGUUCUUUAUCCAUAUAAUCCAAAAGAUUCUGUUGAUUCACAAGAUUAUCAUCCAUCAAUUAAUUAUCAAACAAAUAGUUCAUUUAAUAGUAGUUUUGAUUUACAAUCAUGUAAUAGUUAUUAUCGUCGUCGACGACGUUCGUCACAACAAAAUAGUGAUUAUUUAUUAGAAAAAACAUCGUUUCAUUUUCAAAAUCUUUCUGAUCAACGAAAACCAUUUAAUUCAAAUACGAAUGAUUCAUUAUUUUUAUAUGGAAAUAGUAUUGUUAAAUCAAAUAAAGCCGAUAUAUUAAAUUUACUUGAACAACAAUCAGCAAGAAGUAAUCGAACUACAAAUAAUUAUAUUAAUCAUCAUGGAGUUGUUAUAAGUGAUGAUGGACCAUUUUGGCCAACUGAUUAUCGUAUUCUUCAUCCAACACCAAGAUUAUUUACUCGAGAAAUAACACCAAAAGAAUUCUAUGUAACAGCUAAUGAUUCAUUAUCAUCAUCAUCAAGUAAGUAA